CUGAAAGAGUUUAAAGACAAUUUAGACUCUCAAUCUGCUUAACAGUAAACUUCAGAAGGACUUUGGGCUUUGCCAGCUCCCCUAAGCGUGGUCUUUCACAGUCAUAGAAUGGCUUGGGUUGGAAGGGACCUCGAAGUUGAAGUUCCAAACCCCUGCUGCAGGCAGGGCUGCUGACCACUGGAUCAAGUACUGGAAUAGAAGCAUCACCUGUGUGCUCUUCCAGUGUAUAAGGAUAAAAUCCACUAAAGGGAAAAACUGCACAAGCUGUGGGGUGAUGGGAUGCUCGGGGAUGAAGGUCUGAGAGCUGCCACAGGUAGCUGAGGGGAGAUGGAUUUUGGGCAUGGAGGUGCUUUGAGGUUUGAGCUGCGAGGGUGGGAGCGAGGAGGAGACCCUGAGCUCACUGCUGGGAAGAGCUUGGCCCAUGCAGAGCCUUAUCCUAUGGAGGAGACCUGGGCAUUUCCGCAGCAGGGCUGGGUCAGGACCUCAUGGACAGACUGCAGUAACUGCUGGAAACUCCGGGAAGCAGCUCUGUUAACACAGGAUGGACAGAACAAAACCCUGCAGCCACUAAUCACCCUGAUUUCAGCUGAAUGUGCACAUUCGGGUGGCAGUUGUUUACAGAACUCUUCCCCUGCCCUGUCUGACAGUUCCCAAACGGAGCAGCACAUCCCAUACCCGGAGCUGCUUCUCAGGAGUGUUCCCGUAUGGGAAGCAGCUCCUAAUGGGAGAUGUGGGGAAUCACACAUCCCUUCCCUCAACCCUUUGGCUCCUUCCUCAACCCGAGUACAAUGAUGGGCUAUGAUAAGCCAGAAUGGGCCCAGCUAUUUUCAUAGAGCUGGGUGUGAGGAUAAAGUUGUGAUGCCAGACAUGAGGAGUGGCUCUGUGGCCAUGCAUGCUGUGGGGUAGACAGCCCUAUCAGGAUACCUGCUUUUAUCCCUAAAAAUGCUCUCUUUAGCUGAUGGUUCCAGCCUUUGUGCUCAGCACAGAAAGAGACAGUUUGCCUUGGAGAGAGGGCAGAGUGCUGUGUGAUGUGUAUUUGGUGGGGAGAUGCCCAAGAAAGUAUCCCUGGUAGGAGAUAAAGAGGAGCCUGGCAGAGGAGGCAGCUUAACCUCCUAUUGCUCUCAAUCUCUUGACAGAAGGAUUCAAAUCCCUGUCAUUUAAGGAUAUUCUUGCUUUCUGGAUGAUGUGAUAUCCAGACAGCCUUGCUCACCAAUGCCAGGUGAAGUGCAGAGGGAGCUGGGAUGGAACCAAGUCCUGGCCUGAAUGGGGCUGUCAGGGGGGGUGAGAGGCAAUGGGAGCCCUGCAGGGUCAGGGGAUCCCAUAAGCAAAGGGUCGUGUAACUGGGUGGGCACUGAACACAAAGUCAAAUGUGAAACCCUUUCUGGAAAUACCCCCACUGAUGGGAAGGCUGUGGGGCCCCCGGAUGUUGCUCACAAGGGGUGGAUCUUACAGGGUGUUAAAAAGGGCUGAGAACGGGGCUGGCAACCAGAAGAGGAAAACCCCAAUCAGCAGCACACACUCCAAGCAAGAGGGAAGGAAGGAAAACCACCAUUUGCUGCUGCUUUGCCCUGCAGCCAGCUCCGUGGGUGAUGGAAUUGGCUCCUCUCCUCUUCAUCAGCUUGCUGUGGGGCUGUAGUGGGCGGCCGACCAACAAACUGGUGGUGGUGCCAAAGGAACCAGUGGUGCAGUACGGGGAUGAGGUGCAGCUGAACUGCUCACUGCCCUGCCCAGACGGCACCGUGCAGUGGAAGGGGUUGGACACCAACCUGGGCAGCAUCGACACCUUCCUCACCCACAGCAUCCUGAAGAUCAGCAGCGUUAAAGUGGCCACAGAGGGGAUCAAGAUCUGCCAGGGCACCUGCGGUGACAACAGCUACCAGAACACUGCCAUCCUGAAGGUCUACUCUCUCCCAGAGAUGCUGCAGCUCAAUGUGGACCAAGCACUGAUACCGGGGCAGCCAUCCACCCUGCACUGCUCAGCCUUGCACGUGUAUCCCAUCAUAGGGCUGCAGCUCACCUGGUACCGGGAGGACAAAUUGCUGAUAGAUCAAUUUGAAGAAACAGAGACCGAUGAGGGACUAUUUGAUGUUGUGACCACAGUGCAGUUGUCAGGGGAGGACGUGACAGAAGGGGUUGUGUUCAGGUGUGAGCUGACGUUGAGAAUUGGGUCAAAGACCUUCACCCGUGUAGCAUCCAUUCCUGUGAGCAGUAGGGCUGUUACGGAGCAGUCAACAGCCAUAACCACAUCCACAGAGAGCCCCCACACCACAGCAACCACAAUGGUGACCCACAGCAUCACUGAGCCUGCAGCCACCACAGUUCCAUCCCCAGAACCACACGAGCCCAGCACAGCCCUGAAUGCUGUGUCACAGAGACCUGAGACCCCCACAGAGUGGGCUGCUGCAUCCAAACCCACCCUACCAGAACAUCAUCAGGACCCUGCAGUGGGCACAGCAUCGCUGCAUCUGGACAGCACUGCAGCCCCCAGCACGGACACUGUGAGCCCUGCAGUCACACAGGGUGGGACAACUGUGCAUGGCAGCAGCCCAGGCUCCCACGUAACAACACCCACCUGCAGCUUGCAGAUCUGGUCGCUGCCUCCCAAUGGGACACGAGGCAGAGCUCUGCGCAUUGAGUGCCAGGCACAGUGUACCCAAAAUGCCUCCGUCCGUUGGCUGCACACCCCUGUGGCUCUGUCCCAGUAUCGGGAGGUGGCAGUGGGCAGUGGUUCCACGCUAUGGUUGGACCGGGUUGAGCCCCAUCACCAAGGCCACUAUCAGUGCAUCCUGCUGGGUCGCCAUGCACAGGCAGUCAGCAUGCAGCUGGUGGUUUCUGAUGAUAUAUCCAGCUCCAUCCCUCCCAUAGCCAUGGGCACAACGUUCUCACUCCUGGGACUGAUAGUGACUGGUAUCGUAUCUCGUCGCCUAUGGAAACGAUUUAAAUCACAUUACGAUCUGUCCUAAGAGCGGAUUCCUUCCCAUCAGCUCCUGCCAUCCUCCUUUCUGCCCUUGGCCAUGCAAGAAGCUGAGCACCUAUAAGCCAGGCAGCCCAGCUUCAGCAUAGGACCAGCAGAGCCAGCAGGGUGCGGGCUGCUCCCUGCCAGACCCCAAAAGGAGCAGCUCCAGCCCAGGGGCUGCAAGCAUGGAGCUGGCCGAGCUGCUGCUGCAUUCCUUCACAUCAGGAGGGCACUGAGAGUUCCGUGCGUGUGUGAGCAGGGCUGGCAAAGGGCGGUCUGACCCAUGGCUGAGGCUGCUGCUGCCUGACCAGUGAACGAGGCUGUGAGGGAUGGGCAGGGCUGGCAUGGAUGGGGCUGUGCUGGCCUGGACCUGCAGCCCCCAGUGAAUCCCGCAGCACAGCAGACACUCGGUGCAGCCCUCAGGCUGUAGGUGAUGGGAUGCGUGGUGCUGGGUGGGUGUGCGUAACAGCAGCAUGACUUUCAAUAAAAGUGCUUUAUUUUUAUGUUUGUGCUC
Molecule: messenger RNA, 3470 nt
Organism: Phasianus colchicus (ring-necked pheasant)
Lineage: Eukaryota; Metazoa; Chordata; Aves; Galliformes; Phasianidae
Gene: MADCAM1
Product: mucosal vascular addressin cell adhesion molecule 1
Biological process (GO): integrin-mediated signaling pathway; leukocyte tethering or rolling; positive regulation of lymphocyte migration
Cellular component (GO): membrane
Molecular function (GO): integrin binding involved in cell-matrix adhesion
Source: RefSeq, a predicted model, not a curated record